Dreissena polymorpha is the source of this 1443-nucleotide messenger RNA. RefSeq lists its product as uncharacterized. The record is from RefSeq and is a predicted model, not a curated record. NCBI's taxonomy places the organism in Eukaryota, Metazoa, Mollusca, Bivalvia, Myida, Dreissenidae. The coding region runs from base 91 to 1443 and encodes 450 amino acids. The transcript has 9 exons.
UAAAUGCGAUUUCAUAACUUUGAUCGACGAGCUUGUCAUAGGCAGCUUCGACUGGAUACAAAUAAUUCGUAAAGGUGUCAAAAUACGAACAUGAAUCGGACUUUUCUGUUCUGCGAAAUACUUGCAUACGUAGAUGCUGAUUAUACCGAAACACCGACUAUCGAAUCACGAUUUGACCUUCGAGUUGUGUGUUCAUCAACCAUAGAAACUUCCUGCACAAGUAGACAUGCUAGUCACGGGGUUUGGAUGUUUUACAGAAGAUCAAUUGCUGAAAAUGACAUACAAAACAUGGCAAAAGUUGUAUACAAUGAAACGGAAUGUCUGGCAACUUCCCGUUUCACUAUUAACUGCUCUUGCAUCGAUGGAAAUAAUGUCACGUGUAAUAUAUCUAAUGUAAACAUUGCACAAGCGGGUGAUAAAUGGCACUGUAGGAUAUUUAUUAAUGAAAGGAACUUACUUAGCACUUUGUUUAGUGUUCCGAACGAAGGAAACAAUGAAUGUGCAACUACAAUAACAGAGGACAUCACUGUUAAAAGUUAUGAGAAUGUCAAGGAUUAUGUUACUGGUAAAAGCAAUGCAUACACAGACAUUGAAGAAACCUAUAACAAAACGACAUCAGUGACCCUUUUCACGCAAGAAACAAUGAACAAAACAAUGCCUUAUGAAAUGGAACAACACGGUAAAGAGUCUUUCAACCAAAAUAAUAACACAACAACUUCAGUCAAGAUUUCCACAACCUAUACGAUCAACCAUACGAAGACAUCCGAAAAAGAAGAUUCCGAUAAUACACAUAGUUUCAAAUUCUUUUCCCAAAGAGAAAUUUUCAUAAUAGUUGCUGCCGUCGGUGCAAUACUUGUCAUUACUGCAAGUUUGUGCAUAUGCGGGUAUUGGAAACUUAAAGGGCGUUCAAAUGUAUUCACUCACCAAGUAACCGGAAUUGACAAUAGUCGAUCAACUGAACCUACUAGAAACAUUAGUUUAGAGAUUAUCCAAGAUGAUACAUCGCUGGAACAUUACCAUGAGAUACAGGAUUUAACAAUAUUCAGGGACCAAGUAACUGAAAUCGACAACAUUCAAUCAACAGAACCUACUCCUAGAAACAGCAGUUUGGGGAUUGUCAAAGAUGAAUCGCUGGCGCUUUACCAUGAGAUACCCGAAAUAACAAGUUCGUACAUAACGGUUACAAACGACCAAGAAAAUCCACCAGACUUCACAGACCAUUCUGAUAACACCAUUCACAUGCAUCUAGCAUGCAACACUAGCAUACCAGAAGUUGCUGUACAUAUCAGAAAUGACGAUGCGGAAAGUCUUAUAGAACGGCGGAUUUCGUUUAUGACAAUUGCAGAAAUAAAUACGACUAACGAUGCGGUCAAAGGCUCAGAAAUUCAGAGGCAAGUAUGCAUUUAUACUUCAAAAAGACAAGCUAAACAUUUUGAAAAAUAA